This is a messenger RNA of Schistocerca cancellata (South American locust), 2583 nucleotides long. Its product is annotated as zinc finger and BTB domain-containing protein 45-like. Gene Ontology annotation, biological process: regulation of transcription by RNA polymerase II. The transcript has 8 exons. The record is from RefSeq and is a predicted model, not a curated record. NCBI's taxonomy places the organism in Eukaryota, Metazoa, Arthropoda, Insecta, Orthoptera, Acrididae. Bases 238 to 2583 code for a protein of 781 amino acids. Gene Ontology annotation, molecular function: DNA-binding transcription factor activity; RNA polymerase II cis-regulatory region sequence-specific DNA binding; protein binding.
ACCGCGGCCGCGACGCUCCGACCGGCCACCAGCCACGGGCAGCCUCUGCCGCAUACAGCGCACGCAGAUUACGGUGCAAUACUUUGGACGCUGCGCACAGACGCGUUAUGAUGACGUGGCACCAGUAGCAGUGAACUGGGAUGCUCAGAGACUUACAGAAGAUACGACGCAGCGGCAGCAGCCACUGAGGGCGCCUUUCAUGUUUGAGCCGACGACAGCCACGGGACACCGCUCCAAAUGGGUGGUAACCGGCUGCUGGUGCGGUGGGAGCGGCACGAAUCGGGCGUGCUGGCGCACCUGCGGCGCCUGCUGGCAGCCGAGGCGUUCGUCGACGUCACCCUCUGCUGCCAGGGCCACCGCCUACGCGCUCACCGCGUGCUGCUCUCCGCCUGCAGCCCCUACCUGCAGCGCGUGCUGCUAGACCACCCGUGCGGCGCGGGCGAGUCGGUGACGGUGAUCCUGCAGGACGUCAGCCACGAGGACAUGCGCCGCCUGCUCGACCUCAUGUACACGGGCGGCGCGGAGGUGCCGGCGCACGACCUGUCGCGCUUCCUCCGCGCCGCGGAGGCCCUCGAGGUCAGCCUGCUGCAGUCGGCCGCGCUGCGCGUCUGCGAGGUCGCCGCCGAGCCCGCCGCCGCCGCCGCCGCCGAGCCCGCCGCCGCAGCCCCCGCGACGGCGACCGCCACCGCCGCCAACCCCACGUCGCCACCGGAGCCCGCGGCGCCGCCCCCCAGAGCGCCUUCUCCACUGCGGUGCCCCUCGCCGUCACCGCCGCCGCCGCCGCCGCCGCCACCUCCGCAACCUACUGACUCCGCGCAGCAGAUACCUCCGGCCCGGCCUCCCACACCGCCGCCGCCGACGUGCCAGAUUCCGCUACCGCCGCCGCCCCCGCCGCCAUCCGCUGCCCACGCUCCCCCGCAGGUCGUGGCGGCGGCGCAGCUGGUGCGGGUCCCGCCUGUGCACGCCGUGUCGCUGCGCCACUGCCGCCCCCCGCCGCCCUGGCUGCCGCCGCCCACGUCCGCCUUCGUGCCCGUCUCCGACCCCGUGUCGCCCUGGGCCACGGGCACGCGCCGGCGCAUCCAGCCCUGGACGGCCUCAGACGGUGGCCCGGAACAGCAUCGAGACGGCCCCGGGGCGCCGACUACGCGCCAAGCCGUCCAUGCGGAGGAAGACAGCCCCCGCCUGAAGCGGCUGCUGGGUGGGGGACCCGCAGACAAGAAGGCGCGGCCAGACACCAACAACAACAGCAGCAGUCUGACGGCCGUGACGCCACCGCAGCAGCUGCAGCAGCGUCUGUGGGUCUACCAGCCGCCUCCACCUCCUCCUCCUCUUCCCCCUCAUCCAGCGACAGCACCAGCACCAGCAGCACCACCACCACCUCCACCUCCACCACCACCUCCACCAACAACAACAGCACCUCUCGGCGUAACUCCACAGCAGAUCCAUCCGCACGCUCAGACUCUGCCACCACCUCCGCCGCCCCCAACGGCCCCACUACCUCCAGUGAUGCCCUCACAGCAGCCAGCACUCUUCCAGGAGCUCCAGCCACCCCAGCCUCCGCAGUCGCAUCCUCCGUGUCCCCUUCGACAGCAGCCCCCAGACCCACCAGAGUCAUCACGAAAACCCCAAGACCUGGUGGCAAACCCGGUCUCAGCCGCCGACACCGCCGUUGAUCCGCAGAGAAAACAUAAAUGUGAAGAGUGCGGCAAGCUCUUUGGCACCAAGACGUCUCUCAAGGCGCACGCGCGCACGCACACGGGGGAGAAGCCGCACCAGUGCGCCGAGUGCGGGAAGUCGUUCAGCCAGCUGCGCAACUACAAGUACCACGUGUCGGUGCACGCCGGCACGCGGGAGUUCGCAGCGGCCUGCCCCGAGUGCGGCAAGGUGUUCAACGACCGCGGCUACCUCAGCUCGCACAUGAAGAUCCACCGCAACCGCAAGGAGUACGCGUGCGCCGAGUGCGGGCGCCGCUUCAACCAGCGAGUCGCCUACAACAUGCACGUGCGCAUACACACGGGGGAGCGGCCGCACGCGUGCGCCCUCUGCGACAAGGCCUUCACGCGCAAGAUGCUCCUCAAGCAGCACAUGCGGACGCACACCGGCGAGAAGCCCUUCACCUGUGAGGUGUGUGGGAAGCGGUUCGCGGACCGCAGCAACAUGACUCUGCACUUGCGUCUGCACUCGGGCAUCAAGCCGUACAGCUGCGGCGAGUGCGGCAAGGCGUUCACCAAGAAGCACCACCUCAAGACGCACAUGAACUUCCACACGGGCCUGAGGCCCUACUCCUGCGACCGCUGCGGCGCGCGCUUCAGCCAGUCCAGCAACAUGCGCACGCACCGCAAGAAGUGCACCGCGCCGGGGCCGCCUCCCGGGGGCGGUGGGGGCGGUGGGGGCGGCGGCGGUGGCGGCGGCGGUUCCGUGGUCAGGGCGCCGGGCACCAGCGUCAUCAUGCGCGUGUCCGGCGAGUUGGUGCAGCACGCGCCGCAGCGUCCUGAAGAUUCCGCUGCCGCCAACGGGCGAAACGUCACGCUCACCGCCUCUGCCGCCACCGGUGCCGCCGCCACGUCCGUAGUGGCUCCGUAA